Messenger RNA from Morchella importuna, 1008 nucleotides. RefSeq lists its product as uncharacterized. The coding region runs from base 1 to 1008 and encodes 335 amino acids. The transcript has a single exon. The record is from RefSeq and is a predicted model, not a curated record. NCBI's taxonomy places the organism in Eukaryota, Fungi, Ascomycota, Pezizomycetes, Pezizales, Morchellaceae.
AUGAAGUUUCUGACCGGGCUGAACCUUUUAGGGGGCCCGCUCCUUCGGUGCGCCGUGGAGGAGGGAUGGGGUUGUGGUGAGCGUGUGACGACAACAGGUGCGUAUAUCUCCAGUAAAGAAAUUGUAUUAACGUCUAUUGACAUCAAAACUUUGAUAGUGACUGUUACUGUCACUGAAUAUGCUCCUAGACCGACACCUGCUUUCAGUCCCUCACCAAAAGAGCCGGGAGUAUAUUUAGAAGUUUCCCAAGACCUCGUGCCAACGGCAGCUUAUACACCCGGACUUCUUCCAAUACCGCAGCCAGAUGGACGAUUUAGAUCGGAUCCAAUAUAUCAAAACACAACCAGGCCACCACUCGAAGCGAUCACCAGCUACGAAGAUUUUGAGUGGUUAGUUCCAGCUAGCACAACUGUAACGACCCAAUCGGAGCAAAAAACUGCCUCUGAGGGCCCCGUCUUUCCUAGUAUUACUACACCCCCUGGCUCCAAGCAUGAACUUGAUAUUAUCACCCAUUUUCAAAAUCAAGAAUAUUGGGGAGACCAGAUGGCAGAGGCGGAGAGCACCGCAGCUACUUCCAAUACUCCCUCUCAAAUGGAUUCUCCGAUCACCCUAAUAUUACCCCCGGCGUCUAAUGCUAUGAGCCGGCUUCAUGAUCCAAUGCCUUUCACAACAGCUAAAUCCACCGAAGACCCUGGAAUUCGACCUUCAUUUCCAACCACAGAAGAUGAGCCUAUGGCUGUACUUGAAGUUAGCUGCCUUACACGCUCAAGACUCCUCUUUAGCGACUUUAAGAUCACGUGGGGGCCCUCAUGGGAUGACCAAGAUGGAUGCCGACGGUUACGCAAAGCAAUGAAUAGGCGAGGGGUUACAACAGGAUGGAAAUGUAAACAAGUCGCUGAUCCGGAAUUGGGAUAUAUCAUGGAGGCUAGCGGUCAUAGGCCAAUGUCGCCGAGAGGUUUAGUUGCAGGUGCUAUCAGAGAGGCAUUUUCCGGGGUGAGUAAUCUCUAA